AUGAUGAUUAAGUGAUGUAAUUCAAUUUUUACUCUUUAAAGUGUUGGAAAGUCUUCUCAUGAAUUAAGGGUACGAAGAAUAGGAAAAAAUUGGCAAGAUAUUCGGUUAGUGAUGCAAGUGACAUAUAAAAAAGGUUAAUAAAAAAAGGAAAAAUAUCGAAGAUGUGAUAUUUUUAAUAAUGUAGAAAGAGAAAAUCAAAUUAUAUAUAGGAUAAUUUAUAAAUAAUAAUGGUUAUCUUUUUAAUAUAUUAAUUAUCAAUAAUAAAAUUCAGAAAUUUUUUUAAUCGUUAAAUAAUUUAAAAUGGACUCACUUUUUGGACUAUUUGAUUAGUUUCUAAGAAUAAAUUUGACUUAUUACCCCUAAAAUUAACAAGCAUACAUAUCAGAAAGUUGGGAAUAAUUUUUAAGUUUAUUAUAAAGUUAACCACUUGAUUAUGGAAAAAUUUACACAUUAAUAAAUAGAAUGACUUAUGAAGAUAUAACAUCUGGAAAAAAUGAAAGAUAAGGCUCUAGUUAAAGAUAAGUAGCUCGUAAUAUUACUGCAGCAUCUUCACCAAGAAUAGUUUCAUCAUCUGUGUCAAAAAACAGUAUUUAGAUUUUUAAUUAAAUCAAAGGCACUAAUAUAUUGUCAAAAAUUUCAUAAAUGGAUAAUGCAGCCAGCCCAAAAAUUGCAGUUUCUAAUCUUGCAAGUUAGCAGUCAUUAAUUAAUAAAAAUUCAUUACAAUAAAAUGUGAAAUAGCAAGUAUUUUUUAUUGUUACAUAGUAAAUGAUAGAAGAAUUUAAUAGAAAUUUGUUAUUGAGCAAAAUAAAGGAAUUAUAAUUUAACUAUUCAGUUUCUACAGAUAAACUUUAUGCUAUCGCAAAAAUAUUUUAAUCUAAAGAGAGUUAGCCAAUUUCAAAAUCACCGAUAAAAUACCCAUUAAAUCAAUAUGUAAACAAAUCAAGAGGAAGUAAUCAUAGUGCAGAGCAUUAUAAAAUUAUUGCUUGA
This is a messenger RNA of Paramecium sonneborni, 987 nucleotides long. The record is from the annotation of a GenBank genome assembly. Lineage: Eukaryota; Ciliophora; Oligohymenophorea; Peniculida; Parameciidae.